CCGUCCAACGUUCAAUCGGGGUAACCCGUCCGUUUGUUCUCUCCGUCUCGCGGGGUAAACAUCCGACGGGAUUAUAUUUUCCCGCCUCGGCCGACUUCUGACCCGGACGCUCUUCAGACCAAAACGGCCCGACAUGAACUCAUCCGGCCCGAGCACGGCCAAGCCGGAGUAUUCGGUCCGGGCGAGCAACCUCCUCAGGAUACAGCAGAGGAAGAAUCAAGUGAUCGGGUGGCCCAAAGACAAGAAACUCCUCAAACUCGCAAUUUACUCAUGCUGUCAGGAGUGCCAAUGCACUGGAUGGAAAGCUCCAACGCAGAAGAACACAACGCUUGCCAACACGUCGGAUCCAUGUCAGAACUGCUCCCACCUACUUUCUCAGCACAUAUCGCACCUGAAUGUUCUACCUGAUGAGGAGAUAAACCGUCUCAUGGCUAUGGUUGUUGAUAUCGAAAACAUAUACAUGAGUAUGGACAGGGAGGAGGAUGCUGACAGCAAGGGUGUAUACUUCUAUCUUUUCAAGAUGAUGAGGAGGUGCAUCACUGAGAAGCGUAAACCUUCCAUUGAAGGCCCGCUCGGCCAGCCGCCGUUCGAGCUGCCCAGCAUCGCCAAGGCUGUCAUGAACUUUGUCCUUUACAAAUUCAGCCACCUCACGGCUAAAGAUUGGCAGAUCAUGUAUGACCUGGCAAAAAUAUUCCUGAAUUCGCUCAACCAUUGGAACUUUGAGAUGCCAAGUGCGCGGAGGGACACGAACGCCGACAGCAUCUCAGCAUAUAAGGUGAACUACACGCGUUGGCUCGUCUUCUGUCACGUGCCUGUUUUUUGCGACUCUCUAACACACUAUGAGACUACGACUAUAUUUGGCGUGACAAUGCUACGUUCAGUCUUCAGGUCGUUCAAGCGCCAGCUGGUGGACAAGUGCCACAUGGAAAAGGACAGGAUGACGCCGGAGAAGCGAGUCGUCUUUGUCACACACUUUCCUAAGUUUUUAGAUCUGUUUGAAGAAGAAGUCUAUUCGCCGAAUUCACCGAUUUGGGACCCAGACUUCAAACACUCUCCUCCGCCUCAUCUUCAAGCGACUUUAGAAAAGAAAAGAUCAGCUGAUGCGGAAAAGGCUUCAUCCUCCGAGGCAGCCAAUGCGGCUUCUGAAACAUCCGAUGGAAAAAGAAGCGCCGACACACUCGACAAGAAAGACGGAAAAGCGGACAAGAGACAGAAGCUGAAUCAGGUCGAAGACUCCGACGACAUACCCGAGGAUCUCGUCAACGAGGUCCUCACACAGAUGAACGAACGCAACCAAGGGAUCAAUAGUGUAUUCAAGGAGCUUACAACUCCUUAUCAGGAUGCCAAGGCAGAAGAAGAAGCCGGCAUUAUACGCGUUGUAUUUGUCUCAAACUCGAUAACGUCCAAGGUGAGCCGCCAGACGAUGCUCUACCUAAUCGAACUUCAGUCUGUCUUUUCACGCCAGCUUCGCAAAAUGCCGAUUGAGUACAUCUCACGCUUUGUCUUCGACCCAAAACACAAGACGCUAGCUUUAUUGAAAAAUAACAAGCUAAUCGGUGGGAUAUGCUUCCGGAUGUUUGCGUCUCAGGGCUUCUCCGAGAUAGUCUUCUGCGCCGUACUGGCACAUGAGCAGCUUCACGGCUAUGGUGGUUUCCUCAUGAACCACCUUAAAGAGUACCACAUACGUUUCAACAUACAUCAUUUCCUUACGUUUGCUGAUUCCGCCGCCACUGUGUACUUUAAGAAACAAGGCUUUAACAAGGUCAUCAACCUUGACAGCUCAGUCUACCAAGGCCUUAUUAAAUACUACGACGAGGCGACGCUCAUGCACUGCCAGCUCAACCCAAAAAUUGUGUACACCGAGCUUCCGAUCAUUGUGCAGAAGCAGAAAGAGAUACUGAAAGAGCUGAUAGAGCAGAAAAAGAUUGAAGUUGAGAAGGUGUACCGUCUGACUUGCUUCCGUGAAGGCGUGGGUCGGAUGAUACCUAUUGAGGCGAUACCUGGGUUACGGGAAACAGGCUGGCGGCCAGCCGUAAGGACAACACGCGUUUCUCGCAUAACAGAGGAGUGCAGUCACCCGGACACACUUGCCAAGUCGCUACGCAUGGUCCUUAACUUGAUAAAAAACCACAAAAGUGCUUGGCCAUUCCAGGAGCCCGUCAAUGCAAACAAGGCCCCGAAAUAUUACAACAUAAUUAAAUACCCAAUGGAUUUGAAAACAAUGACAGAAAGGCUUAAAUCGAGCUACUACACGACACGCCGGCUCUUCAUCGCUGACAUGCUACGAAUAUUCAACAACUGCCGGAUUUACAACCCACCCGAUUCGGACUACGUUUACUACGCCAAUACGCUUGAGCGCGUAUUCCAGAGCAAGAUGCGCGAUCUCAAUCUAUGGGACAAAUAAUGUCUGUUUGUAAAUAUAUAUUUAUUUAUUCCUUUUAAAAAAACCCAACUGUAAUAUAUCUGCCUCAUAUCGUUCUUUUUUUUCUCUCACUUGCUAUUUUGUAAAGGAAAAAAAUAUGCCCGCAAAGAUUUUUAUUUUUUUAAAUAAAUUAUUCAGAAUAUAAAUAAUACGAAGUAGAAAUGGUGUUUGAACCACAUGGGUCCAACUAUAUGAAAGGAAUGGACAAACAAAUUCUGAAAACGGACCGAUUCGAUAUCCCAUUCGCCCAAAAGUACAUUAUGUUGAGAAGAAUGAAAUAUACAAAUGUAGAAACAUAUUAUACUUUAAAUUGGUUUAAAACAUGAAAAGUUACAUUCAGUUUGAUGUAUAGUAAAAUAAUGUAUUUAUAUUUAUCAAUAAAGAGCUAUUUUAAGAAA
Molecule: messenger RNA, 2820 nt
Organism: Cimex lectularius (bed bug)
Lineage: Eukaryota; Metazoa; Arthropoda; Insecta; Hemiptera; Cimicidae
Gene: Gcn5
Product: histone acetyltransferase KAT2A
Exons: 13
Coding region: 134-2404 (756 amino acids)
Biological process (GO): chromatin remodeling; positive regulation of transcription by RNA polymerase II
Cellular component (GO): histone acetyltransferase complex; nucleus
Molecular function (GO): histone H3 acetyltransferase activity; protein binding
Source: RefSeq, a predicted model, not a curated record